AUGUUUAGAAGAUUUGCAAGUUUGAAUUUCAUCUCCCAUGAAGACCUUACCAAAGCAACAGCAAAUAACAUCGAUUUCAAAGGACACAAGCUCACAUGGGUGGCUAGAAUAGUGAAACUUUGCCACUACUGUGGGGACACCCAACAUAUGAUUACAAACUGUAAUGUUAAACCUUUGAACAACUCUCACACAAGACACAGAACACAUUCUAGAGACAGAUUCUCCACAUAUCAAGAGGAAACUUACUACAACAACAAAAACCAGUACAGGUAUAACAGAUCCAAAAGAGGGACUAACAUAUACCACCCUUCAAAUGAGAAAAGAGUUAGCACAUUAGAGGAAAAUGUAGCACAUAGACACAUGGAUGAAAUGGAAGAAGACAUUGAAUCCAUCUCUGACUCCAUAAUUUUUACAACAGAAAAAUAA
Molecule: messenger RNA, 426 nt
Organism: Acaulospora morrowiae
Lineage: Eukaryota; Fungi; Glomeromycota; Glomeromycetes; Diversisporales; Acaulosporaceae
Source: the annotation of a GenBank genome assembly